This is a messenger RNA of Syngnathus acus (greater pipefish), 4054 nucleotides long. RefSeq names its product nuclear receptor subfamily 2, group F, member 2 (gene nr2f2). The record is from RefSeq and is a predicted model, not a curated record. NCBI's taxonomy places the organism in Eukaryota, Metazoa, Chordata, Actinopteri, Syngnathiformes, Syngnathidae. The transcript has 3 exons. Gene Ontology annotation, molecular function: zinc ion binding; RNA polymerase II cis-regulatory region sequence-specific DNA binding; retinoic acid binding. Bases 824 to 2098 code for a protein of 424 amino acids. Gene Ontology annotation, biological process: negative regulation of transcription by RNA polymerase II; anatomical structure development; cell differentiation.
UGGCAGCGCGUCGCCAUGGCAACGUGUGCUAAGUUGCAGCAGUCGUGUCAAAGUUCACUAUAUAGAGAAGCUCAGCGAGCUGAUCAGAGAGAAAGCAUUCUGCCAGCCGUGCUCGUCUUAAGCCAAAAACCUCCCCGACCGCCUUUUUAACAUAUUUCCACACUUUGAUUCGCCUUUUUCAACCACAUUCUAAUCAUAAUUUUCAUCGCACGGAAGAGAAGAAGAAGACGAAGACGCGAGGAGGGAUUCUAAAAGGCGCAGAUCUCCAACAUUUGCUGGCUCGAGAAGCGGAUUUUUCCUAUUCUUUCUUUUUUGUGGAGAGAAUUCUUCCAGACUCGCACCCGGAGCUUGUUGGUCCCCCAUUCGACCGCCGGUCUUCUCCAUCCAUCCUCGCCCCCCCUUUUCCUACCCUCCUCCUCCUCCUUGUCCUCCUCCUCCUUCUCUUCCUCCCUCCAAAAAGCCAAGCCGGUCCAUGCUGUUUGCUCGCUCUCGUCCCGGCACUCGGCCGACCUUCCCCGCCGACGGGGGUGCUGGAUGGCCGGCAGUAGGAACCCCCUUGACUCGGCCUCGCUGGUGAGAAGCAGCCUCCUCCUCGUCGUCGUCUUCUUCCUCCGCCUCCUCCCCGUCGUCGUCGUCGUCGAGUCUACUCAUUCCCGGAGCGGAGCGUCGAGCGCGGCGCCUCGGCUGUGGUGACAUACCCCCACACACCAGCAGCACCACCACCACCCCGGUCGGCGCGUGGAACGACAACCCUCCAAUAAGGUCAAAAGAGAGACAAAACGGCCGAUCAAAAAGUUUCCCCCCCGUUGACUGAGAGGCAGAUAUGGCAAUGGUAGUGUGGAGAGGCUCCCAGGACGACGUGGCGGACACCCAGGGCGCCCUCUCCUCGCAGACCCAAGGCGGGCUGGCGCUGGGCAACGCGCAGCCGGGCCAGCUGGGGCUGACGGCCGCGCAAGUGGCGCCGCCGGCUCCGCAAACCCCCGCGCAAGGCGGCCCCAACGGGCAGUCGGCGCCCGGUGGUGGCCAAGGCGCCCAGCAGCAACCGGACAAGCAGCCGCAGCACAUCGAGUGCGUGGUGUGCGGGGACAAGUCGAGCGGCAAGCACUACGGCCAGUUCACCUGCGAGGGCUGCAAGAGCUUCUUCAAGCGCAGCGUGCGGCGGAACCUGACGUACACAUGCCGGGCCAACCGGAACUGUCCCAUCGACCAGCACCACCGCAACCAGUGCCAGUACUGCCGCCUCAAAAAAUGCCUCAAGGUCGGCAUGAGACGGGAAGUCUCUCUUUUUACUGCAGCCGUGCAAAGGGGACGGGUGCCGCCCACGCAGCCGCACCACGGCCAGUUCGCGCUGACCAACGGGGACCCGCUGCACUGCCACUCGUACCUCUCGGGAUAUAUCUCGCUGCUGCUGCGCGCGGAGCCCUACCCGACGUCCCGCUACGGCAGCCAGUGCAUGCAGCCCAACAACAUCAUGGGCAUCGAGAACAUUUGCGAACUGGCGGCGCGCAUGCUCUUCAGCGCCGUGGAGUGGGCCCGGAAUAUCCCCUUCUUCCCGGACCUGCAGAUCACCGACCAGGUGGCCCUGCUGCGGCUGACGUGGAGCGAGCUGUUCGUGCUGAACGCGGCGCAGUGCUCCAUGCCGCUUCAUGUGGCCCCGCUGCUGGCGGCGGCCGGCCUGCACGCCUCGCCCAUGUCGGCGGAUCGCGUGGUGGCCUUCAUGGACCACAUUCGGAUCUUCCAGGAGCAGGUGGAGAAGCUCAAGGCGCUGCACGUCGACUCGGCUGAGUACAGCUGCCUCAAGGCCAUCGUGCUCUUCACCACAGACGCGUGCGGCUUGUCGGACGUGGCCCACGUGGAGAGCCUGCAGGAGAAGUCCCAGUGCGCCCUGGAGGAGUACGUGCGCAGCCAGUACCCCAACCAGCCCACCCGCUUCGGCAAGCUGCUGCUGCGCCUGCCCUCGCUGCGCACCGUUUCCUCGUCGGUCAUUGAACAGUUGUUUUUCGUCCGCCUGGUAGGUAAGACCCCCAUCGAAACGCUCAUCAGGGACAUGUUGCUGUCGGGGAGCAGCUUUAACUGGCCUUACAUGUCCAUUCAGUAAAGAAGACACAAGAUGACGAUGGUGGUGCAGGUGGCGGUGUGUGUGUGUGUGUUGUGAGGGAGGGAGGGGCUGCUUGCUGGAGGUGACGAUUCAAUGAUUUUAGCUGCUUCUUCUUUUUAUUUGCGCUGAAGGAAUAUUGGAAGGACAAAAAAAAACUGUGAAUUAUUCCCUCCCUCAUUUCACCCCCGCCCCCCCGCGUUAAAAAAAGACACCCAUCCACUGACUGAACUGAAAAGUGUUUUUUGUAACGAAAGCAAGAACAACAACAAAAAAGGAAAACGCGGGAUUUUGUUGAGGAAAUUUUAAGUAUUAAGUGCAUUUUUUUUUGGUUUCGAAAAAGGAAGGGAAUUUUGUUUUUAUUCACGUGUCCUGUGUCCAAAUGUAUAGCUGUGUGCGUGCUUGCGUGCGUGCGUGGGUGCGUGUGUGUUUUGUACUUUCCUCCUCCAUUUUCGUUUUUUGUUUGUUUUCUCUGGUUCCAAACCGGCUUAAUAUGUGACUGUGUUGUACACAGGUGGUUGUGUUUUUUUUUCCAUUCACGUGAAGAAUAAUGUGUACAAACAAACGGGGGAAAAGGAGAGGAAUUAAAACCACAGCAAUAGGAGUUGUUCGAGACUUUUUUUGGUCCAUCUGUAGAAGCUUCAUGCUUGCAAGCGCACUUACGGUCCCAACGAGCCCCUAUGAAUAAUCUUGCAUCAUUUGUCCUCGUUGAACAAUUGGCAGCCUUUAUCUUUCCUUGAGAAUAUUAUUAUAUCGACUUGUGAUUCCUGGGGAAGGUCAACCAAGUUUAAAAGCCAAGCCUAUGUGGCGUUUAAUAGCAGUAUUACAUGACGAAACAAUAAAACAAACGAUCCCCUUUUGUCCGAAUUAAGUGCCUGACAAGCAUGACGCGAUUUCUCCACAACAACGUGCAUGGUGAAAGUGGGGGAAUGGUGUGCUUUCUCCCCGAUGUGCACCCUUAAGAUGAGUGAAUCGGCCGUGCAAGCAUGCCGAUGUGGGGCAGUAUUGUUGUAAAUAUAGGUCAACUUGUUUCUUUUCUACCAGCUCUGUGUGGCCCAGAGCAAAUGUGUGGUUGCCAUCAUUUUCGCUCGUCUUUCCAACGGAGUGUCGGACUCAGCUCGGCUCGGUAGCACUGACGAGUUCUGUACAUACAUAUUAUUAUUAUUAAUAUUAAUUAUUAUUAUGAUUACAACCACAUUUUCUUUGGUUUUGUUUUCUUUUUUUGUUUUUGUUUUUUGGUUUCAUGUAUAUUUAGACUGUGAAUGCAUGGCCACAGGUCGCUAACCUAUUUUACCCUAUUUGCUAUAUAAAUGUAAAUGUUCUUUCUUUUUAUUGGGUGAGUGGAGGGACUCGAGGGCGGGGGGGUUGUAUAGAUAUAAUCUGUGCGUUCACUACACACAAGCCCUUGUAUUUAAAGACACACAUACACAUACACACAUACACACACUCAAAAAAGACACAAAGUGAAAAUUCAUCUUCAUAUGAGGACUUAGAAACAGGGUGAGCAGGUUUUUAUGGGGUGCUUUGCAGUGUGCGUGCGUGCCUGUGCGUGUGUGUGCGCGCGCACGCGCGUGUGAGCAAUUAAUUACACACACGUAUAAAAAUUAAUUAAGAAAAUAACGGGAGCACACAACACACACACAUUGUACGCACGCACACACGUGGACCAGAGAAUGAUACAUGAUUGUAAUUAUGAACCCACCUUUUUUAUAUAAAUAUAAAAAAAAUAUAUGACUGCAGGGUAUUGAUAACGUAUAGAUACUUUUUUUUAAAAUGAUGAUCAUGAUGAUGAUGAAUUCAUUGCAAGUGAUACCUGUGAGUGUGUGUGCGCGUGAAAGUUUCUAAUAGUUGAACACGAUUCUCGUUCGUUCGUUCGUUCGUUUGUUUUGUGUUAGCUUAUUGUACAACGAGCAUUCUGCUGUAAAUUUGUUCUUGGUAUUAAAUUAUAAUUUAUGAAUU